Messenger RNA from Westerdykella ornata, 771 nucleotides. RefSeq lists its product as uncharacterized. The coding region runs from base 1 to 771 and encodes 256 amino acids. NCBI's taxonomy places the organism in Eukaryota, Fungi, Ascomycota, Dothideomycetes, Pleosporales, Sporormiaceae. The transcript has a single exon. The record is from RefSeq and is a predicted model, not a curated record.
AUGUGUAUCUUUGGUUGGGAUCGUUGGUCCUGCGGACAUUACAGGAAGACCCGCAUCGAGUACUGCGCCACGGCACGCACACUACCGGCCCAAGUGAGAGAAGACAACACACAUUGCCACAUUCCAUCCCGUGAUUACGAUUUCAAUCACCAUAUUCCUACUUGUUGCGACGACUGCAUAUCCGGCUACGGCAACAUCCGCGCUGUUCUACCUUAUAUCACCCAGGUCACGCCGGACAGGAGAGGUUGCGGGCCCGACCGCCGUACUCAUCACUGGGGAGAACGCGAACGCCAAAGAAUACAGUUUGAGGUGCCGGGAACAAGAGAUGAUAUCGAAAAGUUUCAGACCACUUAUAGGGAUAGCGCAAGGAAGUCAAUCUACUUCUUGACGCAGAGGGUGUUCCAAGUCCAGGACGAAUACCGUCGCAUCGGCUAUCAAUACUACGCCGGAUUGUGGAUGGGAUUCCUACAGUAUCAGCGUCUCGCACCAGAUCUGGCGGCCCACAUAUCAGAGGCGUUACAUGGAUCGAACGCGGAUCGAGAAUUCCUACAACCAUGCGAGGACGUCCACAGAUUGCUGGAGGUGGCACUGUCCAAUGUAUCCCUCAACAAUGUGUAUCAGGCGUACAACAACUGCUAUUUGGCAUUUGUACGUUUGAACACGAUGUUUGCUAGGCUACGGAGCCUACGGCAGAAAGUGGAAAGUAUCGAGGAUCUGGGCUUCGGAUACCACGAUGCGGGCUUACAACAACAACGGGACGAGGCCCUGUAG